CCCCCGGCCCCGGGGCCGCGGCGUGAACCGCCUCUCCACCGCCCCAAACCCCCCCUGCCCCGGCGCGGGGGGAGGGCCCCCCCCCGCCAUGUCCUGCCCGUCCCCGCCGCCCCCGGAGUGCCCGGCCGAGGUACGCCGUCGUCGCCGUCGUCGCCGUCGUCGCCGCGCCGCUACACGCUGUCCGAGCACCCGGCGGCCGCGCUGGCCGCCAUGAACCAGCUGCGCCUCGAGGGCCAGCUGUGCGACGUGACCCUGCGCGUGCGGCACCGCCGCGACGUGCCCGCCACCGAGCUGCGGGCGCACCGCGUGGUGCUGGCGGCCGCCAGCCCCGUCUUCCGCGCCAUGUUCACGGCCGGGCUGCGCGAGCGCGGCCUGGCCGAGGUGCCCAUCGAGGGCGUGCAGCCGCGGGCCAUGGAGCGCCUGGUGGAGUUCGCCUACACGGCGGCCGUGGCCGUGGGCGAGCGCUGCGUGCUGCCGCUGCUGCACGGCGCCCUCAUGUACCAGGUGGACGCCGUGGUGCGCGCCUGCUGCGCCUUCCUCGGGGGGCAGCUGCACCCCAGCAACGCCAUCGGCAUCGCCGCGCUGGCCGAGCGCCUGGGCUGCCUGGAGCUGCAGCAGAAGGCCCGCGAGUACAUCUACAUGAACUUCGCCGAGCAAUGGGGGGACACCACGGAGGGACCCCAGUGA
This is a messenger RNA of Vidua macroura (Pin-tailed whydah), 687 nucleotides long. It is a transcript of the gene KEAP1, whose product is annotated as kelch like ECH associated protein 1. NCBI's taxonomy places the organism in Eukaryota, Metazoa, Chordata, Aves, Passeriformes, Viduidae. The transcript is spliced from 3 exons. The coding region runs from base 211 to 687 and encodes 158 amino acids. The record is from RefSeq and is a predicted model, not a curated record. Gene Ontology annotation, molecular function: protein binding.